AGUCAUUUGUUUUGCUGUAAAGAAAACUAAAACAACAACAUUAGCCCACUGCUUCUGCUUCUUCUUCCUCUUCCUCUUCGCUCGCCAUCUUUUUGUAUAGUCAACCAUUUUCUUCUCUCUCUCUCCAAUUCCAACCUCCUCCGUAAGAAACGACCUGGAAAAAAAAAUAAAAAAGAGAUGAUCAGUGAUCGGUCGGAGUUCCGAGUUCAGAUUCGGAGAUUAUUUGUGGUUAUGAUCAGAACGUCCUACAGAUGGAUUUGCAAUCAUCCCUUUCUUCUGGGAUUCGUUGGUUUUUUGUGUUUCCUGCAUAGAUAUUGUCCGCUUCUGUUUUCUCCGUUGGUGACUGCAUCUCCUGUUUUGGUUUGUACUUUUGUUUUGCUUGGCACGAUUUUGAGUUUUGGAGAGCCAAACAUUCCUGAGAUCGAAAAAGAAGAACCUGAAACUACUACUACUGUCCACGAGGCUGCUGCUCUUUUUAGAACAGAGGUAUCGAGAGAUGCUGCUAAUGCUAAUGCUACUGUUUUUGAGAGAGGUGAUAAUAGUUUUACGGUGGAGAGUUUUGUGAGCAAGGAGGAAGACGUAGUAGUUGAGGAUGGGAAUGAUGAUGAUACGGAUAGAGUUGGCGAAAGCUUACUCAGUGAGGUUGAGGACGAUGUUCGACCCUUUGAUUACAGGCCUUUGGUUGAUGAGACUCUUGACGAGGUUAAACGGGAUACUCAGGUCAGGUUUGAGGAAAAAGCAUUUAUUUUGAAGUUGGACAAGAGGGGUGAAAGAGUUGAGGAUAGACUGAUUGAAAAUGAUGGGAUGCAUGGUUCGGGUGCAGAACGAUCAAAUGGCGGAUCUUUAGAUGAUUCCAAGGAAGAUCAGUUGGAUGUAUCUCCAGUUUCACCUUGGAGACCAAUGAGACAUGAGGAGGAUGAGGAUGAUGAUGCGGACCGUGAUGACUCGCUGGAUUCUGAGUCUGAUGGUGCUGAAAGCUCUUCACCUGAUGCUUCUAUGACAGACAUCAUCCCGAUGCUUGACGAGCUUCACCCGCUUUUACACUCAGAUGCCCCAGGUCGUGGUAUCGCAGAUGGUGAAGGAUCAGAUGCAUCUUCAGAGGGGCCACACAGGAGUAGUAGUGAUGAAGGGAUGGAGUCUGAUGUUGACAGUGAAAGUCAAGGAGAAGAAGGCGACAACGAGAAUGAUGAUGGGAACGAGGAUGAAGAAGAAGAAGAAGAAGAGGAAGAAGAGGAAGAGAAAAAGAAGGAAGAUAAGGACGAUGAAAGUAAAUCAGCAAUCAAAUGGACAGAGGCUGACCAAAAAAAUGUUAUGGAUCUAGGAAGUCUUGAACUUGAAAGAAACCAACGGUUGGAGAAUCUUAUUGCCAGGAGAAGGGCUCGCCACAACAUGAGACUGAUGGCAGAGCGAAAUCUUAUUGAUUUUGACAGUGCUGAUAUUCCCUUUAAUAUGCCGCCAAUCUCAACUGCAAGGCAGAAUCCAUUUGAUGCUCCAUAUGAUUCCUACGAUGAUAUGGGAUUACCACCUAUCCCUGGAUCUGCCCCGUCCAUCAUGUUUGCGAGGAGAAACCCAUUUGAUCUUCCAUAUGAGCCAAAUGAAGAAAAGCCAGACCUCAAGGGUGACGGUUUCCAGGAAGAGUUUUCUUCUCAACAACCAAAGGAUGCAGUGUUCAGAAGACAUGAAAGUUUCAGUGUGGGCCCAUCGAUGCUUGGAGGUCCCAGGCAUGAUAGGCUACGACCCUUCUUUGUUCUAGAAAGAUUAGCAAAUGAGGGAUCGAGCUAUUAUCCCUUUGAAAGGCAGCUCAGUGAAGUAAGUGAAUCAAAGGUAAGUUCUGUUCCUGAUACUGAAUCUGUGUGCACUGUCCUGGAGGAUGACGAGAAGAAGGUGGAUGAACAUGAUGCUGAUCGAGAAAACGAAAUCCCGAAAGAUAAUAUGGCUUCUGACAAUGAUGAAGAAAAAAGCCAUUCAGUUUCUGACCAUGAUGAAGAAAAAAGCCAUUCAGCUUCUGACCAUGAUGAAGAAAAAAGCCAUUCAGCUUCUGACCAUGAUGAAGAAAAAAGCCACUCGUCUGAAGAUUCCGAUUUCGAUGAACAUGCUGAUAGCAGGAAUCUUCAUCAUGAUGUGGCUGAGAUAAUACUGGGACGUGCAGAAACACACCAAGAUCAAUCAAACAUAAUGGAAGGAGAAACUUCUGAUAAGAGAAAACUUGAUGAAGAGGAGUCCAGUGAUAGUGAUUCAUCUUUAUCAGAGAAAGAAGAAAAGAUACCGGAUAUUAGUGAAGAUGAAGCAAAGUCGAUUUCGGAGCGGAAAGUUGAUCUUCAUGAAGAAUCAGGUGCUUCUUCCAAUCCUUCUUUUGGUGAAUUAGAAAUCCGUGAGGUAAGGGGGGUGGAGGAUGAUUAUCACCAUGAUGAACCUCGUGCUGAAGAAUCUUUCAUUACUGCACAUCCCUCGCUUGAUGAGUCAGCAUUUCAAGCUCUUUGUGGUUUGGUGGACAGCCACCACGAAGAACCUGUUUACGAUUCGAGUCCUCCCUCAGGCAGUAGAUUCCCAUCAUUUUCUUCUGUAUCGUCUGAUUACAAAACAGAACUACCUGAAAAGAAUGGGGAAGAAGUAGAAGAAAAUGAAGAGAGAGAACAUGAAGUUAAUUCUGAAAGCAUAGGUCCUGUGGAAAUUCAUUCAACUUCUGAUGAGGCUGAAACAAGUACAAGGGAAGUAGGAGAGACUAUCACACAUGUUACAGGAGAGGCAAGCCAUUCCAUUGCGGAGGUUGGAAUUGAUGGUCAAAAUAACUCAACUGUUUCAGGGUCUGAAUUUGAGGAUGCCUUACUUGAUCCAUCUUCUCUGCCUUUUAAUAAGAACGAGAAUGCUGAUCACCAGGAGGAUGAUUCUUUAUCUGUGUCUGGUCAAGUUGACCUGGAAGAGCUGCAUGAAGAUGUGAGAGAGGCUGUAGAUACCAGAACACAAGAUGUUAGUGGAUCUUUGGUGGACUUGGUUUCUCCUACAGAAGCGGAAGUAGUAUCUACAGGGAUGGUUGAACAACAUCUCCCAAUUGAGAAUACAUGUUCACCUUUAGGAUCUGGUGAUAUGAGGGAGCAUGUGGGAGCACUGGAAGUAUCACCUGAUGUGGUACAUGACAUAGCUGAAACUUCUGUAAACAGGUCAGUAGCUGAAGAGAUAGUGCACGAGGAAGAGCUAGCCGAGAAACAAAAAGAUGAAGCCAGUCUUCAAACAUUCAAUGCAGACAUCCCAAUAGACAGCUAUGCCACUUUGUCUUCUGGAGCAGUUGAGUAUGUUGAGACACAUUCAUUUAAUGACGAAGAUGUUCUGCAAUCGGAACAGGAACCAGUUCAGUCAUCAGUUCCUGAUACAGAGGAAGAAACUCACCCUGACCAAACAAUGGAUAUCGAAGUAGACUCUGUAAAUGCCAGUGCCAAAAAUGUGGGAUCUGAAGAAACAACUCCAUCUGAGUCAGAUAGAGAACUGACCUGGUCAGAUAAAUCUGUGGUAGAACAAUCAUCUCUUGAACCUGGUGAAGAUGAAGUACCAACUCGUGCAGGUAGUGUUGUCUUUUCCCGCAACAUCACCUUCCAUGAGUAUCACGAUGCUCCUGAAGAUACAGAGGAGUUAUCUUGUUUGACGUCUAAUGCAUCCUCAUCUCCAGCAGAAUCUCCUGAGUACACGACACCUAUGGUUGGUGAAGGCUCAAGGGCAGAGUUCUUCCGAGAUGGUGUUUAUGAGGAGCUUGACUAUGUGGUGGAACGAUUAGAUCAGCUUCCAGACUUGCAUGCAAUACCUCAAAGUCCUCCUGAAGUUAUCACUGAAGAGGCAGACGAGAUCAAAGAGAUUGAUGAAGGAUUAUUAUCUGAACUUGAUACGAUUGGAGACUUUAGUAUUAAGGAAGUUGUGACAGAUUCUGAACCUGGGCCAUCUUCAGUAGGACCAGACACUGCCAACGAAUUGACCGAAGCUCUGCCUAUUCUUGAAGCGAGAUCGGUUGAAGACAUAGAUUCUGCUUUCCAGCAGAUCCAUGAAGGAUCUGAGGUUGAGGAUGUCAUUCUUCCAAGCGCCAUUCAAGAUCAGUUGGCUCAAGAAAAUUAUGGAAAUUCGACAGAGACCAAUUCAAAUUUAGUAGUUGUGGAAGCUACAUCGAAGGAAGACCUAGAUACUGCUAUAAAUCAGUCUGUUGUAGAAAGCAUGGGCGUGCAAAUAAAGUCACCUGAAUCGAAUGGUGGGUCUGGAGAAACCAAGUUUGCAGUUGAAACCGAACCAUCAGAGUCCUUGGUUGAAGAAAGAUCUCUUGAUGAUACAACCGUUCCUUUGAACAACACACCCAAGAAAGAAGAAGAAAAAGAAGAAGAAAGUAGACCAAAAGAGAUAACCACAUCUGAUGUCUUGCCUGUUGAAACUCGAUCCCUGGAGGAAAUUUCCAAGCCUUCUGAACCAAAAGCGGAGAUGUCAAUGGAAGUAAUCUCUGAAGACCUAGAUACUGCUAUAAAUCAGUCUGUUGUAGAAAGCAUGGGCGUGCAAAUAAAGUCACCUGAAUCGAAUGGUGGGUCUGGAGAAACCAAGUUUGCAGUUGAAACCGAACCAUCAGAGUCCUUGGUUGAAGAAAGAUCUCUUGAUGAUACAACCGUUCCUUUGAACAACACACCCAAGAAAGAAGAAGAAAAAGAAGAAGAAAGUAGACCAAAAGAGAUAACCACAUCUGAUGUCUUGCCUGUUGAAACUCGAUCCCUGGAGGAAAUUUCCAAGCCUUCUGAACCAAAAGCGGAGAUGUCAAUGGAAGUAAUCUCUGAAGACCUAGAUACUGCUAUAAAUCAGUCUGUUGUAGAAAGCAUGGGCGUGCAAAUAAAGUCACCUGAAUCGAAUGGUGGGUCUGGAGAAACCAAGUUUGCAGUUGAAACCGAACCAUCAGAGUCCUUGGUUGAAGAAAGAUCUCUUGAUGAUACAACCGUUCCUUUGAACAACACACCCAAGAAAGAAGAAGAAAAAGAAGAAGAAAGUAGACCAAAAGAGAUAACCACAUCUGAUGUCUUGCCUGUUGAAACUCGAUCCCUGGAGGAAAUUUCCAAGCCUUCUGAACCAAAAGCGGAGAUGUCAAUGGAAGUAAUCUCUGAAGACCUAGAUACUGCUAUAAAUCAGUCUGUUGUAGAAAGCAUGGGCGUGCAAAUAAAGUCACCUGAAUCGAAUGGUGGGUCUGGAGAAACCAAGUUUGCAGUUGAAACCGAACCAUCAGAGUCCUUGGUUGAAGAAAGAUCUCUUGAUGAUACAACCGUUCCUUUGAACAACACACCCAAGAAAGAAGAAGAAAAAGAAGAAGAAAGUAGACCAAAAGAGAUAACCACAUCUGAUGUCUUGCCUGUUGAAACUCGAUCCCUGGAGGAAAUUUCCAAGCCUUCUGAACCAAAAGCGGAGAUGUCAAUGGAAGUAAUCUCUGAAAGAGUGGUGAUUCCCACAGAAGCCGCUGGUCCUAGUAAUGUAACACUAAGUGAUGAAGUUGUGACCGAGGAAGCGAAAGGUGAGACUGAGAGCAAAGCAGAUGCGAAUUUACAGGGUCCUGAGUCCAAAGAAACUCCAGCGAAAUUGGAGGAAAACAUUGCAGAGCAAAAAGGAAAGGAGGAGAAGGAGUAAGUCUAAUUCUUCAAGCUCAAGCUCAAGCUCAAGUUCUAGUUCGAGUGACUCAGAUUAAACAAUCGAAGGGUAAUACAUCUCAAACUCAAGUAAAUAUAUCUUUGUGACAUGGUAAUGAUAGGGCACUUCUGGAGUUUUGUGUUUUUCAUUAGACUGUGUGCUCUGUUUUAAAAGGGGCAAGAAGAAAGCCGCUAAUCAUAUUUUUGUGUACCAAGUUUUCUCCUUUGUGUUGGUUUUUUGUUUGUCUGUUUUCCCUUUUUCUCCUCUGUCCAGCUUUCAUAUUUAUUGAUUUGAUUGAUUUGUAUCUCUUGAAACUAUUUUGAAGUUUUUCAGGGUUUUUUGGUUUGUGACUUCAAAAUAUCUUCUCCUCUGAUUGUUGGGGGGUUUGUUCUAAAUUAUUUUUGUAUUGAAACCUGAGACAUGUGAAGUGUACUACCGUUUGGGUUUUUCUAUGAGCAUUGUAAAAUAAAUGGACUCUAUCUGCGAUGGUAAUGCUGUUGACUUGACUAUAUUUUUUUGGUGGUUCCAUA
Molecule: messenger RNA, 6161 nt
Organism: Camelina sativa (false flax)
Lineage: Eukaryota; Viridiplantae; Streptophyta; Magnoliopsida; Brassicales; Brassicaceae
Source: RefSeq, a predicted model, not a curated record